UUUUGGCCAAAUCAUAUAGGGAGCCUAGUUAAACGCGUUCCCAAACACGGUCUUGCGUCUAUCCGCGCAUAUACGUAUAUAGAUAAAUUGGUAAGUGAUUUUCGUUUUGCACCAGAAAGGGUUUUGGAGUGCAGGGAAGAAAACAAUUAUACUAAUCAAAGGCGAAAGACCAUGGUGGAAGAGGAAGCUCCAGCAUCAGAAGCGUCAGUAACAAUGGCGGACGAAACCCUAGUUCCACUGUCGAGAAACAUGAAAACCGAAGAUACUCAACCUUCAAUAGAGUGUAGUAUCGAAACCGGUACUCAGGGCGGAGCUGAUUCGAGCAACAACAAUGAAAACGGAAAUGCUGAGGAUUCUGCUCUCACUUCCGCUGGAGAGGGGGAGAGGACGCUGGAGUUCGUCGUUGAGUUAGCGGAGAAAGGAUCUAAGGCCCUCAAGGAGAGAGAUUACGCUGAAGCUGUCGAGUGCUUUAGCGCGCACUUGAAAUCAAGGUUGCACAUUAUGGUGAACUUGCUUUUGAAUGCUUGAAUGCGUACUAUCAGUAUGGGCAAGCACUGCUGUACAAGGCUCAGGAGGAGGCUGAUCCAUUGGGUAAUGUGCCCAAAAAGGAAGGGGAAUCCCAGCUAGAAUCUGAUAAAGAGGGACCUGCUAAGAAUGUUGCAAAUUCUGAAUCUUCUGCUGCUUCUGUUUCAAGUAAAAUUGAGCAAGAUGGAAAUUCAGUUCAGCAGGAAGGAGAAAUUGAUGAUGUUUCUACUGAGAAAGAUCAGGAAGAAAAUGGAAAUGAUAGUGACAAUGAGGACCUUACUGAGGCUGAUGAAGAUGAAUCUGAUCUGGAUUUGUCCUGGAAGAUGCUAGAUAUUGCCAGGGCAAUUGCUGAAAAGCACUCAGGUGACACAAUGGAGAAAGUGGAGAUACUAUCAACAUUGGCUGAAGUUUCUCUUGAAAGAGAGGACUUUGAAUCUUCUUUGAGUGACUACCAGAAAGCGCUUUCCAUUUUGGACCAGCUUGUUGAACCUGACAGUCGACAUAUUGCUGAACUAAAUUUCCGCAUAUGUUUGUGUCUGGAAAUUGGUUCUAAGCCUCAGGAAGCAAUUCCGUAUUGCCAGAGGGCUAUUUCCAUCUGCAAAUCAAGGGUGCAGCGACUCAUGAAUGAAGUGAAGAGUUUUGGAGGAUCUGCAACGGCAUCGGUUGCCUCUGAAAUUGAUGAUGGCACCCAACAGUCUGCAAGUGUGUCCCACCAGACUGAAUCAUCUGUAACAGAUAAAGAAGCAGAAAUUGAAACACUGUCUAGUCUCUUAGAGGAUCUGGAAAAGAAGCUUGAAGAUCUACAACAGCUGGCACUGAACCCAAAAUCUAUCCUGUCAGAGAUCCUGGGUAUACCGUCAAUAAAGGCAGAGGUUGCUGAUAAGGCUGCACCAUCAGCUGUGGUAGACUCUUCUCAGAUGGGGACUCUUAAAAGCAAUUCAGAUUUGGAGUCUCCAACUGUUUCCACUGCUCACACCAAUGGGGCUGCUGGAGUGACCCAUCUUGGUGUUGUAGGAAGGGGUGUCAAGCGAGUGCUGAUGAAUGCAAGCCAUGCAGAAUCAAGUGCAGUGAAGAAACCCUCCUUGGGUUCAUCAUCUGAUACAGGAGAUGGUAAUGCAUGUUGAUGGAUUUUUAUUUGGGCAAAUUCAUGCUCAGGGAUUUUAAUAUCAAUGAAGGAAAUUUUUAGGGAGCUGUAAAAUUCUAGAAUGUAAAAUGUCUUUUGAGGAUGGGUCCUUGUAAACUGCUUAACUGGCCUUGCAGGCAAUAGUUUGCUUGCUGUGCUUGUUUUCUGAAGUAGGUCUUAAGUAUUCUGUUAUCAUAUCCAUAUGACUAAAUGAGUUCGGGAAGUAGAAGAAGACUAUGCUAACAUAUGCUUUUGUUUGGCCCAAAAGGUGUUAUUUUCACUUGUCAUUGGAUGUGAUGAACUUUUGAAAUCAUGGCAUGUGUAGAAGACUAUGAAAGAGUGUUUGAAAUACGAAUUGAUGAUACCUAAUCUGAUGGAA
This is a messenger RNA of Carica papaya (papaya), 2027 nucleotides long. RefSeq names its product Tetratricopeptide repeat (TPR)-like superfamily protein. Gene Ontology annotation, molecular function: histone binding. The record is from RefSeq and is a predicted model, not a curated record. Lineage: Eukaryota; Viridiplantae; Streptophyta; Magnoliopsida; Brassicales; Caricaceae. Gene Ontology annotation, biological process: CENP-A containing chromatin assembly; DNA replication-dependent chromatin assembly. Gene Ontology annotation, cellular component: nucleoplasm.